Molecule: messenger RNA, 464 nt
Organism: Stomoxys calcitrans (stable fly)
Lineage: Eukaryota; Metazoa; Arthropoda; Insecta; Diptera; Muscidae
Product: general odorant-binding protein 19a-like
Exons: 2
Coding region: 42-356 (104 amino acids)
Biological process (GO): sensory perception of smell; olfactory behavior
Cellular component (GO): extracellular region
Molecular function (GO): odorant binding; dibutyl phthalate binding
Source: RefSeq, a predicted model, not a curated record
UACGUAAAAAAAUUUCUGCGUCAAUAUAAAUUCUUAAAAUAAUGGAAAUAAAAAAUUUCAUUAAAAAAGAACGAGGAAAUCGAGGGCCAGGCGUUAAUGGGUUAAAAAUCUCAGAGAAAAACGCAACCGAAGAACAAAUGUGGGCUGCCGAUGGACUUAUGAGAGAUGUGUGCCUACCAAAAUUCCUCAAAAUAACUAACGAAACUGGUGCUGGAAUCAGAGCUGGUACCCUAUCUAAUGAUAAGGAUGCCAAAUGCAAUAUAAACUACGCUAUGGAAAUGAUGCAAACGGUAAGAAGUAGUAAAGAACAAAUGAAAAAGUCUAAAAAGAAGACAACUCAGGAAAGAUUGAGAUGAUUUUAAUGUUAAAAUUUUUUUAUUUCAUUCCUUUUCACCAUAGAUGAAGAAGGGAAGUUCUUGUAUGAAGCUUCUUUGAAGCAAGUCGAUAUCCUCAUGCCCGAUGAC